Messenger RNA from Cordyceps fumosorosea ARSEF 2679, 747 nucleotides. RefSeq names its product Cell wall beta-glucan synthesis. The record is from RefSeq and is a predicted model, not a curated record. NCBI's taxonomy places the organism in Eukaryota, Fungi, Ascomycota, Sordariomycetes, Hypocreales, Cordycipitaceae. The coding region runs from base 1 to 747 and encodes 248 amino acids. The transcript has 2 exons.
AUGCGCUUCACCAUUGCCGCCGUCCUGGCCUUUGCCAGCUCCGCCAUUGCCGUUGGCGUCGAUGCCACCGAUGGCUUUGACCGUAUCAACACCCCCAACAAGGACGAGCAGCUCCCUGCCGGCAAGCCUUACGUCGUCAAGUGGGAGAACCCGGCUCCUUACACCGAGGGCCCCGUCUACAUCCAGCUCCUCGGCGGCAAGGACCCCAACACCCUGUCCGUCAAGACUGAGAAGAUUGCCACCGUCGACAACAAGGACCAGCAGUACACCUGGAACGUCGACGCCUCUCUCGGCGACGACGCCACCUACGGCCUCCGCUUCGUCUGGGAGAAGGACGACAACAUCGUUCAGUACUCCAAGCCCUUCCAGAUCAAGAAGGCCGACGGCGCCGGCAGCUCCUCCGGCACCGUCACCGUGACCUCGUCCCAGGGCGUCAAGACCGUCACCCUCUCCUCCGCCACCACCACCACCACCGACACACCUUCCUCCUCCGCCUCCUCCACCACCACCGUCGUCGUCACCAGCACCACCACCAGCAAGCCCUUCAGCAGCUCGACGGCCAGCGCCAACACCACCGUCGCCCGCAACACCACCACCUCGGUCACCCUGAGCAAGACCACCGGUCUUGCCACCCAGACCGCGUCCCAGACGACCGCUGCCACCACCAAGCCCUCCAGCGCCGCUGCCCACGCCGCUGGCUCCAUCGCCGCCGUUGGUGGCAUCAUCGCCGCCCUUCUGGCCUUGUAA